AAGUUUGAUCAGCCAUCGGAGAGAAGAAUGAUAGAUAACUGGAUCACGAGAGGCGACAAAUUACAAAGAAGAAGAAAGAAACUUAAGAAAAAAUAAAAAUUUAGAAGAAGAAUAAUUCAUAUUGAGGCAAAGCGAAAGGAGAUUGUUUUUUUCUUUUUCAAGUCAACAAACAACAACGAAGGAGGUUUGGAAGAACUUCAAUGUGAAUAUUUAAUCAGACCCGUAAAUCGCCGAAAGUUUCAUCAUUUUUUUCGGAGUGACGAUAGAUUUCAUUUCUGGGUUUCGAGUGUGUCUAAGGAGGAAGAAGAAGAAAAAAGGGGUUUUCCUGUAAUAAUUUGGGAAUUUAGGGAUUUCUCUCCAUUUCAGCUGUAGUUUGUUCGUAAUGGAAUGAUCAGAGAAUCUCAGUUUAUAAACUAUGUGGAAACAGAUUAUAAGUAAGCUUCCGAAGAAGUCUUCUUCUAAGAACCAUUCUUCAGCUAAUGCCGUUGCAUCUACUUCGAAAAGUAGUGUUAAUGGCGCCGGAAAAUCGGGGAAUUCUCACACGAAGAACGCUCCUGCUGCAAAACCUGCUGCUUCUCCUUCUGAUUCAGGGUUUAGAGAUGGGAAUCUAAAGGGAAAUGGGAACGGUUUCACGCCUUAUGAAGCAUUGCCAAGUUUUAAAGACGUUCCAAACGCUGAAAAGCAAAACUUGUUCCUGAAAAAGCUCAACUUGUGCUGUGUCGUGUUUGAUUUCUCGGAUCCAACGAAGAACGUCAAGGAAAAGGAGAUUAAGCGGCAGACAUUGCUUGAGCUGGUGGAUUAUGUAGCUUCUGCGAAUGGGAAGUUUAGCGAGACGGUUAUUCAAGAAGCGAUAAGAAUGGUUUCUGUGAACAUAUUCAGAACCUUGAAUCCUCAACCUCGAGAGAAUAAAGUUAUUGAUGCUUUAGACUUGGAAGAGGAAGAGCCUUCCAUGGAUCCUGCUUGGCCUCACUUGCAACUUGUCUAUGAGCUUCUCUUGAGGCUUAUUGCUUCACCUGAGACCGACACAAAGUUGGCUAAGAAGUACAUCGACCAGUCUUUUGUCACACGGUUACUGGAUUUGUUUGAUUCCGAGGAUCCAAGAGAAAGAGAUUGUCUGAAAACAGUUCUGCAUCGAGUCUACGGCAAAUUCAUGGUUCAUCGUCCUUUCAUUAGGAAAUCCAUAAACAACGUUUUCUAUCGGUUUGUUUUCGAGACCGAGAAACACAACGGGAUUGCUGAGUUUCUGGAGAUUCUGGGAAGUAUCAUCAAUGGAUUUGCUCUGCCGCUUAAAGAAGAGCACAAAGUGUUUCUGGUUAGAGCUUUGGUGCCUCUCCACAAACCGAAAUGCCUGCAAAUGUAUCAUCAGCAAUUGUCUUAUUGUAUAACGCAGUUUGUUGAAAAAGAUUGCAAACUUGCUGAUACGGUUAUAAGAGGACUGUUGAAGUCUUGGCCCGUCACAAACAGUUCCAAGGAAGUCAUGUUUCUAAACGAGCUUGAGGAAAUUUUAGAGGCAACUCAGCCACCUGAGUUCCAACGGUGUAUGGUCCCGUUGUUUCGUCAAGUUGCUCGGUGUUUGAACAGUCUCCAUUUUCAGGUUGCAGAAAGAGCUUUGUUCUUAUGGAACAACGAUCAUAUCGAGAGUUUAAUAAUGCAGAACCGUAAAGUUAUUCUACCUAUCAUUUUCCCUGCACUGGAGAGAAACACUCAGAAGCAUUGGAACCAAGCUGUUCAUAGCUUGACGCUGAACGUGCAGAAGAUAUUUAAUGACAUUGAUCCAGAGUUCUUCAAGGAAUGUCUUGCUAAGUUUAGAGAAAAUGAAGCAAAAGAAGCUGAAGUUGAAGCGAAACGCGAGGCGACAUGGAAACGGUUGGAAGAAAUUGGGAUGCAAAAGCAAAAGAGUUCAUCGUAAGGCUUUUUAGUUGUAGAGAGAGGUUUCGUUUUGUAUUUGUCGUUUUUACUACAUUGGAAAAUUGGGGGUUUUUUUUGGUAUUUUCUCCGGAAAACUUAGUGAGAAAAAGUUUCAGAUUCAUCUGUUUUGAGGAGAUGCAAAGAUGUAAGAUCAUUUCUUGCUUUUAUUUACUUCUUUAUUUAUGA
Messenger RNA from Eutrema salsugineum, 2094 nucleotides. RefSeq names its product serine/threonine protein phosphatase 2A 57 kDa regulatory subunit B' theta isoform. Gene Ontology annotation, molecular function: protein phosphatase regulator activity. NCBI's taxonomy places the organism in Eukaryota, Viridiplantae, Streptophyta, Magnoliopsida, Brassicales, Brassicaceae. Gene Ontology annotation, cellular component: protein phosphatase type 2A complex. Gene Ontology annotation, biological process: signal transduction. The record is from RefSeq and is a predicted model, not a curated record. The transcript is spliced from 4 exons. Bases 416 to 1909 code for a protein of 497 amino acids.